Molecule: messenger RNA, 753 nt
Organism: Parnassius apollo (apollo)
Lineage: Eukaryota; Metazoa; Arthropoda; Insecta; Lepidoptera; Papilionidae
Source: the annotation of a GenBank genome assembly
AUGAGCUUUAGUCAAAAAGUAGUGUUUAUUACUGGAGCCAGUUCUGGUAUUGGUGCAGCGAUAGCUAUAGAAUUCGCUAAAGAAGGCGCUAAUGUCAUUAUAGUCGGCAGAAAUGAGGUAAAAAUGAAAAAUAUCUCCGAAAAAUGUGAAACGUAUGGGAAAAAACCAUUAGUAAUCAAAGCAGACAUAUCCAAGAAUAAAGAAGUUAUAGCGGCUGUUAAGAAAACGAUUGAAACGUUUGGAAAACUGGAUGUGUUAGUUAACAAUGCGGGAAUCUUAAAGUGUAUUAAUAUUCUAGAUAAAGGAGUAUUAGAGUGUUAUGAUGAAUUAAUGGGAACAAACCUUCGCGCGGUUGUUCAUCUCACUACUUUAGCAGCACCAUACCUAAUCAAAACGAAGGGAAAUAUUGUGAACAUCUCUAGUGUUUCUGGAUCUUGUAUAACACACACAUCAUUUGGUUUAUAUAGUGUGACUAAAGCGGGACUGAAUCAUUUUACUCGUGCAGCUGCUUUGGAACUGGCUCCAUAUGGGGUUAGAGUAAAUGCGAUAAGUCCUGGACCUGUAGAUACAGAUAUAUUAGAGAACACUGGCCCAUCAAUUUAUUUAGAUGACAUUAAAAUAAAUACGCCACUUGGAAGAUCGUCCAAAAGUGUUGAGAUUGCAGAUUUAGUUCUAUUUUUAUCAAGUGAAAAGGCUAAAGCCUGUACUGGUUGUAACUAUGUAAGUGAUAACGGUUUUCUUUUAACAAAAUAA